AUGGCAAGCAGAUACCUCCAGGGAGAGGGUGAAGGCACCCUGUAUUCUGAGGGAGGCUUCCUCAGAACAUGGAGCCUAGACCUGCUCUGCAUCCAUUUCUCUCACCCCCUUUUAAACCGCCCACACUAUCACCACACCUUAGGGCAACAAAUUCCAUCCAUUAAUCCUGAAUCGUACGAGGAAGGCCCUCCUUUUUAUUCGUCUACCGCCAACCCAGUUUUCUUGAGCGACUUUCCUCACACUUGUUGCAUUCUGUCUCAGAUUCUCCAGCUGUGGCUCCUGCGUUGCAGGGACACGGACUAG
Molecule: messenger RNA, 303 nt
Organism: Podarcis lilfordi (Lilford's wall lizard)
Lineage: Eukaryota; Metazoa; Chordata; Lepidosauria; Squamata; Lacertidae
Source: the annotation of a GenBank genome assembly